Molecule: messenger RNA, 912 nt
Organism: Plasmodium vivax (malaria parasite P. vivax)
Lineage: Eukaryota; Apicomplexa; Aconoidasida; Haemosporida; Plasmodiidae
Product: 26S proteasome regulatory particle non-ATPase subunit12, putative
Exons: 1
Coding region: 1-912 (303 amino acids)
Biological process (GO): proteasome-mediated ubiquitin-dependent protein catabolic process
Cellular component (GO): proteasome regulatory particle; proteasome regulatory particle, lid subcomplex; nucleus
Source: RefSeq, a predicted model, not a curated record
AUGUCCAACGAGCUGCUGCAAGGCGCGGCGCUCUACAAAGAGCUGCUGUGCGUGUACCACAACCUGGCGGAGAGCGAGCUGGGCCUGAGCGGCGGAGACGUGGGGGCGCUCUUCCAAAUAAAGGAAAACCUAAGUCAGCCGAUAAGUUGCGACAUCCAAAAGUGCAAGGAAAUACUAACGAAGCUGAAGCUCGUGCUGAUACACCUCCCCUCAGUGGAUCCCCUAGUACCCAUAGGAAAAAAAAACAUAAAUGAGUUGCUUCUGGCCAGACAUAUAUUAGAAAAGGGAGUGAUCAUCUCCAUACUCGAUAGGGACAUUAAAGCUUUUUCUAUUUACAUGGCUCAGCUGCUCUUAUAUUAUUUUGAUUAUUGCAACUUCCUCCCGAAGAGUGGAAACCAGAAUGGGAUCAUUGGUAUGUAUCUACUGUACCUCCUCUCCUCUAACCUAAUAGGUGAUUUCCACAUGACGUUAGAGGUCAUUUCAAUUGAGGACCAAAGUGAUGAGUAUAUAAAAUACGCUCUGGAGCUUGAGCAGCACAUAAUGGAUGGCUACUUCCACCACGUCUUAACAAAGAAAGAAAAUAUUCCUUUGUAUCUGUAUAGCCUUUUCAUUGAGAGAUUAUAUAAUACCAUUAGACAUAAGCUAGCGGACUGCCUCUUCGCUUCGUCCAAUUGUAUUUCUUCUGAAUAUGCUUGCGAACUGUUGAAGCUAGGCAGUGAGCAGGAGCUGUGCCAGUUCAUUGGGGAGUACAAUGAGGCGAAGACCAGUCAGGGGGAGUGCAACCUCCUGUGGGAAGUGCGCAACAAGAAGAUUUAUUUUAACAACCAGACCGUCCACGUGCAGGACCUCCCCGCGCUCGAGGUGCUGAAUAACACCAUCGGCUACGCCACGGAGCUGGAGCGGAUCGUGUAG